UAAAUCGGCCACACGCAUCAGCCUCGCAUCCCAAAAUAAAUCGUAAACAAGAACCACAUCACACCAGUGUCGGCUCGUCUUCACUGCCUUCCUACCUCUUCCUGUCCUGUCCCUCUGAGGACUGCUGACCACCUCAGACUGACCAGCCGUCACAAAAGGGCGAUUUACGACCUGAGCAGUCAAAGGAUGAAGUCUCUGCCGCGCUCCUCAUCGUCACUGUGAAGAGCCUGAAACAAAAAGGACGCCAAGAUGUCUGAGGGAAAGAGGAUGACAUCGAGCCGCAGGCAUCAUCUCAAGAGUUUGAUGCUGCAGAUCGCCGCUACCUGGCUGGAGCAGGAAGCCACCGACCUCACCGCCGCCAAAGAAGCUUACAUGGCCGAGACCUGCCCAGAACCUGACCUGAGUCUGGACCAGGCUUCCCUGAUUGAGUUCUGCAAGAAGCUGAGUCAGGCCCUCGACAAGAUCGAUGAGGACAGAUACGACGCAGAGGUCAAAGUGGAAAAGGCCGACAAAGACAUCGCUGAGCUGAAGCUGAAGGUGGUGGAGCUGGCCGGAGUGAAGAAACCCGCCCUGAAGAAAGUACGUAUGUCCGCCGACGCCAUGCUGCAGGCUCUGCUGGGAGGAAAACACAAGGUGACCAUGGACCUGAGGGCCAACCUGAAGCAGGUCAAGAAGGAGGUCAAAGAGGAGGCUGGCGAUGGCGUUGGCGACUGGCGUAAGAACAUCGAGGAUAAAGCUGACAGGAAGAAGAUGUUCGAGACUUCCUAAAGACUUUCACUUCCUUUGGGCUUUCUGCUCCUCCUUCUUCUGUUACAUCUGACCUUUUUCAUGGAAAAAUACUCGUGCCAUUAAAUUGUUUUUUUUGGAAUAAGGCAAA
This is a messenger RNA of Notolabrus celidotus (New Zealand spotty), 877 nucleotides long. Its product is annotated as troponin I, fast skeletal muscle-like. Gene Ontology annotation, biological process: muscle contraction. The coding region runs from base 250 to 768 and encodes 172 amino acids. NCBI's taxonomy places the organism in Eukaryota, Metazoa, Chordata, Actinopteri, Labriformes, Labridae. The transcript has 9 exons. Gene Ontology annotation, cellular component: troponin complex. The record is from RefSeq and is a predicted model, not a curated record.